Molecule: messenger RNA, 978 nt
Organism: Nicotiana attenuata
Lineage: Eukaryota; Viridiplantae; Streptophyta; Magnoliopsida; Solanales; Solanaceae
Exons: 3
Coding region: 275-625 (116 amino acids)
Source: RefSeq, a predicted model, not a curated record
UUCUUAGGAAAUAACGAGAAUUCAUUGAAUUUCACUAACAUUUGAAAGUAAGAAAAGAACAAUGAAGUAAUUGCAUUGUUUGAUUAUAAGUAGAGUAUACUGAUUUUAUUUUUAUUGUCUCUUUAAUUUGGCCGAUAAACCGUCCCAUAAUUGCUAAUCAGAUACGGAAUAGUCCGAUUGGCUAACAGAUUACUACAUCUAAAAACCAAUAACCAUAAGCUGAACCGUUAACCAUAAAUAUUGGCUCCAUAAGUAACCCUGCUCACAGGUAAAAAUGGCGGCAUCGUUGAGAUGGGUAUUACAGCUACACAAGGACGUACCAAAAGCAGCAAGAUUCUACUCAGAGGGCUUAGAUUUCACCAUUAACGUCUGUACUCAUAGAUGGGCCGAGCUCCAAUCUGGGCCCCUCAAACUUGCUCUCAUGCAUUCACCCAGUGACGUUGUUGUGCAGAAGGGAUACUCAUCUCUCCUGUCCUUUACAGUUGCUGAUAUAAAUAACUCAGUUUCUAAGCUAUUGGCUUUAGGUGCUGAGUUGGAUGGCCCCAUCAAAUAUGAAAUCCAUGGAAAGGUUGCUGCAUUGAGGUGUGUGGAUGGGCAUAUGUUGGGUCUUUAUGAGCCGUCCUAAGACUUUCGUUGAGACAACCACUUGAAGGUAAAUGGAAUCGCGACUUCUGUUACAAGGCAAAAUGGUCAAAUUUUGCAGUUGGGUAUUGUUGGAAGAGAGAUUUCAGUCUUGUUCAUGGAGGUGAAGCACAACAAGAGAGAGGAGAUAGUCAUUGCAGUACCAAUUGUUUACAGCAAGAGACAAGACAUUACACUUAUUUGAUUUCCUACUGUAUUUGUUUUGAUGAUCCAUUCUGGUUAAUUAAACUAAACUAUAGUAGCACUGCAAAUCAUUGUUUAGUUAAAGUAUAGAAUGAAAUUUCUAUGAAAAGGAUGUGAAAAAAUAAGGACCGAAUGCCGAACCAGUUUCCGCCA